Messenger RNA from Haliotis rufescens (red abalone), 3809 nucleotides. RefSeq names its product SWI/SNF-related matrix-associated actin-dependent regulator of chromatin subfamily A-like protein 1. NCBI's taxonomy places the organism in Eukaryota, Metazoa, Mollusca, Gastropoda, Lepetellida, Haliotidae. Bases 590 to 3022 code for a protein of 810 amino acids. Gene Ontology annotation, molecular function: ATP-dependent chromatin remodeler activity; ATP binding. The transcript has 17 exons. The record is from RefSeq and is a predicted model, not a curated record. Gene Ontology annotation, biological process: DNA repair; replication fork processing. Gene Ontology annotation, cellular component: nuclear replication fork.
AUGGAAUCAUGCCUUCGACAUGUCUAGAUAUUUGUUUGUUACGGUGAUAAGUAAUGGUUGUCAGGACGAAAUAUGGCUGUUCGCUACAUUUGGCAAAAGAGGAUAUUCAAAGAAGUCUUAAUAAUGUCAAAUGAAAAAUAAUGUCAAAUGAGUGAGAGGACUGUUCGGCAAGUAUAUUACUUAUGUAACUAUAAAUUACUGCAUUGGUGGCCAUCAUGUGACAGAAAUAGUAGUGUAGUUUUCCGCUCCGUUAGUGGCAUCACCUGUUUUCGUUGUAUUUUUAUGUGACUCUCAGUCUCGCAAUAAAAAAAAACAGACACCGUGUUUACAGCGCCACCUGCCCCUAGAUUUUUCGAAACUAACGCUGCCGCGUUAUAACCAAUGUCAGUAUGUUAGUUUCUCUGUUCUCAUAUGACAAUACAUAAUAGGACUGGCUGUUGAUAUAGUAUAGAGAUCGAUAAUUACUCACUAAGUAUUGAUUAAUAAUCGAUAAUUAUCGGAGAAGUAACUUUAACUUUAAAAUGCAAGAAAGUCACAAGAAAGACAUCAACAUAUUUCACUCAUUGUAUUGUCACUACUAGAUGCAUCAAUGGAGAAAGGUGGUCUCACAGAUGAACAGAGGAGGAAAAUAGAAGAAAACCGCAAACGAGCCUUGGAACGACGUCAACAAAAGAGUCCACAGAAAGCAUCUCUUCCUGUUCAAACUGUCACAACAAAUAAAAUCAUUAAUCCACCAUCUCAAUUUCCAGGAAACAAAGGACAAAUAAGCAGUUUUGGACUGACAACUGUUAGAAGCAUUGGUACAAACUCACAUCAGCACAGUUCCAAACCACCUUCUUCAUCUUUGGGAUCAAUAGCCUCAGAAAAAUCAUUUCAGAAUAACCGGUUCCAACAGUACAGCUAUUCACAUGCUUCUGGCCAGAGCAAAUCUAGUGAUUGGAAAAACACAAGGACUAAUUCAUCCAGCACGACAAGUGGUCUAUAUAAGUCUGGACAUAAGCAAGAUCCUGUGUCGGCAAAAGUUUUCUAUUCCCAAAAUACUGUAAAAGGACAGUGUGUGUUGGAGUCGAGGGAAAGAUUCCGUGUGGACAUCAGCUAUCAUGCAGGGCUGGUGGAGAUCUUCAAAUCUCUCAACUCAAAAUUAUAUGAUGCUGUCAGUCGAAAGUGGAGCUUUAAGCUGGAAGAUUAUGAUAACCUGUUGAAGGCUGUGACCCCCCUGAAACCCCAGGUCCACCUUGAGCCCCUCCCCAGGGCUAUACUACAGACGUUUGCCAAGCAGCUCAGGGGCACCUAUGAGUCCAAUGACAUCCCUGAGGCUGACCUCUCCAAGGUCGAUGCCGUACUGGUCGACGCCCUCAUGCCGUUCCAGCGACUCGGUGUCAGUUUUGCCAUCCAUAAGCAAGGCCGGGUGCUGCUAGCUGAUGAUAUGGGCCUGGGAAAGACGAUACAAGCCAUAUGUGUUGCAGCCUACUACCGGCAUCUGUGGCCGUUGUUGGUUGUCUCCCCUUCUUCUGUUAGGUUCGACUGGGCUCAGCAAAUCCGGCGGUGGAUCCCGAGUUUGGACCCCCAGGAGAUCAACGUGGUGGUGUCGGGCAAGUCCAGCUGUACUUCGGGGCAGGUGAACAUCGUCAGUUAUGACAUUCUGGCAAGGAAGGCUGAAGACAUCAAGAAGAAGCACUUCCAGGUGGUCAUCAUGGACGAGUGCCACUUCCUGAAAAACUUCAAGACUGUUCGGACAAAAGCAGCUCUGCCAAUACUUCAGAAUGCAAGGAAGGUGUUGUUGCUGUCGGGCACGCCGGCCCUGUCUCGUCCGUCCGAGCUGUACACGCAGAUUGUUGCUGUUGUUCCAUCUCUCUUCAAGUUCCAUGACUUCGGUGUCCGCUACUGUGAUGGGAAACAGCAACCGUGGGGCUGGGACUUCUCCGGGGCAUCCAACAUGGCGGAGCUGCAGCUACUGCUGGAGGAGCGGAUCAUGAUCAGACGGCAGAAGAAGGACGUAUUGUCCCAGUUACCUGCCAAGGUCCGUCAGAUGGUUUUGCUAGAUCCCCAGGACAUCAAGUCGAACAAGGACCUGAAGAACUCCUCCAAACUCCUGGAUCACAAGAACCUCAAGGGGAUGGAGAGACGAGGAGCCCUGUUAGAGUACUUCCACCACACCUGCACUGCCAAGACGAAGGCUGUCAGAAACUACAUACUGGACAUGUUGGAGUCGGACAAGAAGUUCAUCGUGUUCGCACAUCAUCAAGAGAUGCUGGAUGCUGUAGAGGAUGCCAUCGUGUCAUGUAAGAAUGGGCCCGAGUUUAUUCGGAUUGAUGGCAAAACUUCCUCCGAGGAGCGUAACAUUCGCUGUCAGAGGUUUCAGAACAGUGAGUCUGUGAAGGCAGCUGUGCUGUCCAUCACUGCAGCCAACGCAGGACUCAACAUGGCCGCUGCAACCGUCGUUGUAUUUGCUGAGCUGUUUUGGAACCCAGGGAUCCUGGUUCAAGCAGAAGACCGAGCUCACCGGAUAGGGCAGAUGGACUGUGUCAAUGUCCACUACCUGGUUGCCCAGGCAACUGCUGAUGACUAUAUAUGGCCUCUCAUUCAGAGUAAGCUGGAAGUGCUGAGUAAAGCUGGGCUCACCAAGGACAACUUCUCAGAGGCAGACACUACACACAUGAAGGAUUCUAGAUCUAAGGACAUCAUGGACUAUUUUGAGGAUUCUUUCAUUGAGGAAGGAGAGGUGGAAGGUGAUAAGCCCGAUGAAGAACCCACUAAACCAUCAACGUCCAUCUCUCCUGCCAUAUCUCCAGACAAGCAGGAAAAAAGAGCAGCACACACUGCUCGUCAGUCCAAUAUUGAUAAAUUCUUUGUGACAAAGAGUGAAGACAAGGCAUCACAGGACUCCAAGACCCAGGACGAAGACUUUGAUUCAGAUGAUUUCUUUGACACCCUGACCAGUGAAGACAUGCUGGCUCUCACAGACGACGUCGACUGGGAUGAGGAGAUACACGAGCCUGAUCUCAAAAAGAGAAAACUGUGAAAGGAUGAAUGUUGACACACUGUCCAUCCUUGGUCUAGUCUAAAUCAGUCAUUGCCAGACUUGUGUUCAUCUUUAGCCACAUUGUUAAUGUAGGAGAUGAAGCCAUCUUUAAACACUGUAGGAUGAGUAGGAAUGUAUGGCUAACAGAGGUCAAUAAGGCACGCCUGGCAAUAUUGUUACAGAUUAAGCCAUCUUCACACAGUCAGAUGAGUAGGAAUAAAUGGAUAAUUGGGGUCAAAAAGUCAUCCCUAGCCAUAUUGUUGGAGUGAGUGAGUGAGUAUGGUUUUACGCCGCUUUUAGCAAUAUUCCAGCAAUAUCACGGCAGGGGACACCAGAAAUGGACUUCACACAUUGUACCCACGUCGGGAAUCGAACCCGGGUCUUCGGCGUGACAACUAACGCUUUAACCACUAGGCUACCCGACCGCCCCCCAUAUUGUUGGAGAUGACGCCAUCUUUGAACACUGUCAGAUGAGUAGGAAUGUAUGGAUAACUGAGGACUGUCUGCUUCUCUGCAAGGUCCGGUUCUCAAUCAGAACACUUUAUCAUGGCAUGUGUAAUAUAGAUGUGGUAAAAUAGCAUGUAUAUUAGUUAUCAUAUGUCAUGACAAGAACAUUGAUAUUUAAAAAAGUACCUUGUGAUAAAUUACAUUUAUCUAAAAGGGAUACAGUUAGCAUCACAAGGACAUAUUGCGAUUGUUGUUAUGAGAAUAUUUUGUAUAUGUAAGUGCUAUGUUUUCUGCUGUAAAUUUGUACAAUUUUGUCAAACAAAUAAAACUGUGAUAUGUU